Molecule: messenger RNA, 2245 nt
Organism: Plutella xylostella (diamondback moth)
Lineage: Eukaryota; Metazoa; Arthropoda; Insecta; Lepidoptera; Plutellidae
Gene: Pisd
Product: phosphatidylserine decarboxylase
Biological process (GO): phosphatidylethanolamine biosynthetic process
Cellular component (GO): mitochondrion
Molecular function (GO): phosphatidylserine decarboxylase activity
Source: RefSeq, a predicted model, not a curated record
CAGUGUUCGGAACGCAUGUUGUUGGCCUUGGCACGGGUUAUCGUACUUUUCGAUUUGGUCGCAAAUUGAUUGAUAUAACGAGAAAAAUCUGAUUAACAGUGUAUUUUUGGCUCCACGGAAGGCGGCCGAGUGCACAAUGUUCCCGGCUACGCGCAUCCGCAGCUGCCUUCCAGUCAUAAACCCCAUUAUCAAACAAAGGCUGCGUCCACACAGACCGUUCCGACAAACGACUGCGACGCUGACUCAAACAAAGAAUCCCGUUCAAACCCAGCUCCAGAGGACAAAAUGGAUGAAUUUCCGAGCGAUCUUCACGCGCUGGAUGCCGCUGGGCAGCGUCAUGUACGUGAGCUGGUGCUACAUCCGAGCGAGCAUCAACUACGAAAUAUCGAAAGUGGAAAUCAAAUUUUACGAAAUGUUUCCGUUCCGAAUAACGAGUAGGAUUUGGGGGAAACUGGCGGCGUGUGAGCUGCCGGUGUCUCUGCGCGGCCUCGUCUACGGGACUUACAUAAGGAUGUUCAAUGUUAACCUCAACGACGCUGCCAUCACCGAUUUAACAUCUUACAAGAGUUUGUCUGCGUUUUUCACGCGACCACUCCGCGACGGCGCUCGCUACAUAUCGCCAGUCCCCUGCGUGUCCCCCUGUGACGGAGUAGUGCUGAACUGCGGUCCGGCAGACACGGAGAAGAUCGAGCAAGUCAAAGGAGUAACAUACAGUUUAGAAGAGUUCCUCGGAGAAAACAAGUGGUCUGAAACAAAUGGUAGCUACUACAACUCUUUACUGAAGAACAAGGAUAAUAUCUUACACCAGUGUAUAAUAUAUUUGGCACCAGGAGACUACCACAGGUUCCAUUCUCCAUGUGAUUGGAAGGCAUCAUUCAGGAGGCAUUUCUGCGGUAAACUCCUGUCAGUCAACCCAUGGAUGGCGAGACUCAUUCCUGGAUUGUUUGCGAUCAACGAAAGAGCUGUGUAUGUGGGUGAGUGGCAGCACGGCUUCUUCAGCAUGACAGCGGUUGGCGCAACAAACGUCGGAUCCAUUGAGAUUUACUCAGACCCAGAAUUGAGAACGAAUACUAAAGGUAAGCGAACAAGAAUAAAUGAGACAGACCUCAGCAAUGUUAGUUAUAAAAAAGGAGAGCUUUUCGGUCAGUUCAACAUGGGUAGUACGAUAAUACUGCUGUUUGAGGCACCGAAAGAUUUUAAGUUUGAGUUUGCUUCUGGUGAGCGAGUGCUCGUAGGGCAGGCCCUCAGCGCCGCAGCCAAAGAGUUUGCAAGAUGACCGGUGUACGAUGAUUUGUUUCAAGUAGUGCAGGUUGCGCUGGUCCUAUGCAUAGCUUCGAUUGUGCUUUGAGUGUAGUAGUCUGAGACACUUCAUGCAAAUAUCUUCUGGAAAUUGUGUUGUAAAUAUGUGAAAUUUAUAAAAAAAUAUGCAAUAUGUUAGCUCCAAGCAAACUGUUAACACGUUCUUAUACAUUUUGUGAUUGUGUCUGAUAUAGUUUCAUAGGCAGGGUAUAUUUGCAUAAGCUUAAUAUUAUGAAAGGUAAAAUUAUCACAAUUUGGGUUCUUUCAAGUCCAAUAUAUUGGAAUAGGUACUGUUUUUGAGGCUAUAAUUCCUUAAAUGCCAGUUUCAAAAUACCUUCAGUAUUUAAGGAAAAUAUUGGAAUGAAAAACGUGUUGUAUUUAAAAUGUUCGAAUUUUUUAAUACAUUUUAUAAAAGAGAAGUCUAAAACUAAUAUAAUAUAAUUAUGUAUUUUGUACAAAUCCAUAAAAUUAUGACUAAAAUCUCUAUAAUCUUCAAUACUUUUAAAUAUGCCUACUAGGUCUUAAUAUUACAACUAUGACUCCAUUUUACUGUUUAUAACAGGAUGAUUUUAUUUCAUUUUUGGUCAUCCUACUAGUCAGCCAUUAUUUCAUAUUUUACACUGCUUAUCCUACUUUAAUAAUCUUAGAUGUAUGGGUUAUGUACUGAGCUAAUUAAAUAUAGAUGGUAGAGGUUGCAAUUUUUUAUAUUUUGUUUGACUGUACUUUGUAUAAAUUGUAGAAUUACCUAUGUACAGGCUUGCAAAUAAGUUUAGGAAAUAAAAAGGAUGAUUUUGCAAAGGCACUUAAUUAUUACUUACCUGUGGUAAAAGGCAAAAUAAAAUAACAAUACCUUUUGAUAGUGUUUACUAAUAAAGUUAUUAUCAAUGUAAUACUAACUAAAAUAGUUAAUAAUUACCUUUUUCUGAACUUAUUUGCAACCUGUAAU